This is a messenger RNA of Staurois parvus, 399 nucleotides long. The record is from the annotation of a GenBank genome assembly. Lineage: Eukaryota; Metazoa; Chordata; Amphibia; Anura; Ranidae.
GCGGGAAGUUCGGGUCCGGAGGUGGAGGGAAUCGGGAUGGUGCAGAUUGUGGUGUCCAGUUCCAGAGAUGGGGAUCCGGGGGAGUGGAUGCUGAUGGAGCUCCAGGGGGAGAUCGAGGCCCGGAGAGAGGAUGGACUGACCGGGAAACUGAUGGGGGAUCUUCACUACACCAAGGAGAGGGUGUCCCUCCUCAUCAUUGGCCAUCACAUCCUCUAUGGGAAGACCGCACGGUUAGAGAAGCCAUUCGCUGUUCUAGUGAAGACUAGCAACGUCCACCAGGAGGAAGCUGAACAAACGGCUGUGGAGACCAAAUACAUUGUGACCGCACUUAUCAAGAAGAAGAUUAUUUUUAAGACGAGGCCAAAGCCUAUCAUCACCAAUGUUCCCAGGAAGGUGUGA